AUAACACUAUAGCAUGCGCACACAUUAAAAUAAUAACACCAGCUGAUGACUGGUAUUCGAAUUCUAUCACUCUAAAUUAUUCUGGUAUACGAAGUGACUGAGAACUCUGAACAGUCUGAACUAGGAGUAGUUGAAACUAAUACUAUUUUUUAUUAUUGCUUCCAAUCGUACUUACACAAUUAACGACACGUCGACGAAAUAAAGUCUACCGAGUGUGUUUCGAUCGUGCGUCGAAUAUUUCGAAUUGAAAACUAUAUUGCUCACGAAUAUGGCCCUGUCGAGUUAUAAACUGUUGCAGGACCUCCAAAAUUCGACGAACUACGACUGCCUGACUGCUGGUAACGUAUAGCGAUAUACCUGUUACGAUAUAAUUAAUAUUGUAUUGGCCAGACAUGGAAUGGGGAUGGGAUCCCUUGGAAUCAACCACUGAUGUGAAUAUAUCAGAUGACACAUUAAAGGUAGUAAUUCAUCCAAACUCUAGCCGAGGUACUGGAGCAGUUCGUGGUGACAUGCCGUUCGUGCCCGGUCAUAUCUACUAUUGGGAGAUUAAAGUGGAUGGUUCGCCUAUGGCGACAGACAUGAUAGUUGGUGUUGGUACAAAAGAUUUUGACUUGGAGAGCUCGGAAAAUCAAUAUACUAGUCUAAUAGGAUCAGAUGAGAAAUCGUGGGGGUAUUCUUAUAAAGGUGUCAAACACCACGGUGGAGAAAGCUUAAUGUAUGGUCAGAGAUAUGAUCUCGGUGAUGCAUUGAUAGGAGUCAGAUUGGAUAUGUGCAGAGGGACAUUGGAAUUUUUCCAUAAUAGAAUUCCGUUAGGUGUAGCUUUUGAAAAGCUGAAUAAUAAACAUCUCCUCUACCCCAUGGUUUGCUCCACUGCAUGCCGAACUCAUUUUACAAUUAAAUACUGCCGUUCAUUGCCAGUAAAUCUGCAACUUCAUUGUUUGCAAGCUUUCGACUCUAGUAAGAAUUCAUUAAUACCAUUUGGUAUUUUGAAAAUGGUAAUGGACUCUUGGUGGAUUCCGAAAUCCUCUUCUUCAUAACACAGCUUAAGAUUUCAUGAUCAUGUUUUAUUUUUAUUUUUUAAGACUACUUUAAAAUAUUACCAAGCAAACUUUUAGUAUUUAAGAAAUGUUUACUAUUAAUAAUAAGUAGGUAGUGUUCUACAUAAUUUUUGUGCAUACAUUGUGUUAUGAAUACAAUAUCUUUAUCAUUCUUUGUUAUUUUGUGAUUUAUUAAUAAUUAUUGACUAAUUAAAAAAAAAAAAAA
Messenger RNA from Myzus persicae (green peach aphid), 1263 nucleotides. Its product is annotated as SPRY domain-containing SOCS box protein 3-like. The record is from RefSeq and is a predicted model, not a curated record. Gene Ontology annotation, cellular component: SCF ubiquitin ligase complex. The transcript is spliced from 5 exons. Gene Ontology annotation, molecular function: protein binding. Gene Ontology annotation, biological process: proteasome-mediated ubiquitin-dependent protein catabolic process. NCBI's taxonomy places the organism in Eukaryota, Metazoa, Arthropoda, Insecta, Hemiptera, Aphididae. The coding region runs from base 393 to 1037 and encodes 214 amino acids.